GCUGACGUGAACGCAGCACAGUGUGGACGGGGUCUUUGUUGUGAUUCCCACGCUGCAGCCGCUGUUUUGUCCUGGAUAGAAGACAGUCUGGCUCCACAAAGACAACCAGCUGGAGGAGUAUAAUCUGCCAUCAUGGUGAACCACGUUCAGCGAGUGGACGGCAGCUGGCAGGCGUGCAAGAGCGACUCAAGCGGGGCCAGCAACAGCGGCGGGGAGAGCUCCAAGGAGAGCUCCCGGAGCUCCACGCCGGUGCUGGAUGCAGACCGGUCGGACAGGCUGCGGGACAAGAUGCGCAGGAGGAUCGAGUCCGGGGACCGCUGGUUCUCUCUGGAAUUCUUUCCUCCCCGCACAGCCAGUGGAGCAGUCAACCUCAUCUCCAGAUUUGACCGCAUGGGCUCCGGAGGGCCCCUGUUCAUAGACAUCACCUGGCACCCAGCAGGGGACCCGGGCUCGGAUAAAGAAACCUCAUCCAUGAUGAUCGCCAGCACCGCCGUCAACUACUGUGGCCUGGAGAGCAUCCUGCACCUCACCUGCUGUAACCAGACCCGAGAGAAGAUCACCGGCUACCUGGCCAAAGCGAAACACCUGGGACUCAAGAACAUCAUGGCGCUGAGGGGAGACCCGGUGGGAGCAGACUGGGAGGAAGAGGAGGGCGGCUUCAACUACGCCAUCGACCUGGUGAAACACAUCCGAUCAGAGUUCGAUGACUACUUUGACAUCUGUGUUGCAGGAUACCCGACAGGCCACCCCGAGGCAGAGAGCUACGAGGACGAUCUCCGACACCUGAAGGAGAAGGUGGACGCCGGAGCAGACUUCGUCAUCACUCAGCUCUUCUUCAGAGUCGACACCUUUCUGAAGUUUCUGGACGACUGCAGAGCGAUCGGUAUAACGUGUCCCAUCCUACCUGGGAUCUUCCCCAUUCAGGGUUAUCAGUCUCUGCGUCAGCUCGUCAAGCUGUCGAAGCUCGAGGUUCCGCAGGAGAUCACCGAAGUCAUCGAGCCAAUCAAAGACAACGACGCCGCGAUCCGGAACUACGGCAUCCAGCAGGCGGUGGAGAUGUGCCGCGUGCUGCUGGACAGCGGGAAGGUGCCGGGCCUCCACUUCUACACGCUGAACAGAGAGGUGGCGCCCAUGGAGGUGCUGAGACAGCUGGGCCUGUGGAUAGAAGACCCCCGACGGCCUCUUCCCUGGGCCGUGAGCGCUCAUCCCAAACGGAAGGUAGAAGACGUUCGACCCAUCUUCUGGGCGUCCCGACCCAAGAGCUACAUCUACAGAACCCAGGACUGGGACGAGUUCCCCAACGGGAGAUGGGGGAACUCGUCGUCUCCAGCCUUCGGCGAGUUAAAUGACUACUACCUGUUCUACCUGAAGAGCAAAUCCUCCAAAGACGCUCUGCUGCAGAUGUGGGGCGAGGAGCUGAUGAGCGAAGAGAGCGUGUUUGAGGUGUUCACCAGCUACAUCACAGCACAGCCGAACCGCGGCGGACAAAAGGUGAUGUGUUUGCCGUGGAACGACGAGCCUCUGGCCCCGGAGACCAACCUGCUGAAGGACGAGCUGGAGAAAGUGAACAGACGAGGCGUCCUCACCAUAAACUCGCAGCCAAACAUCAACGGGAAACCGUCCACAGACCCCAUCGUGGGCUGGGGGCCCGCAGGAGGAUACGUCUUUCAGAAGGCGUACCUGGAGUUCUUCACCUCCAGUGAAAACGUCACGGCGCUCCUCAACGUGCUGAAGAAGUACGAGCCGCGUGUCAACUACCACAUCGUCAAUGUGCACGGCCGUAACCUCACCAACGCCCCGGACAUGCAGCCCAACGCCGUCACGUGGGGAAUCUUUCCGGGCAGAGAGAUCGUUCAGCCAACUGUAGCCGACCCGGUCAGCUUCAUGUACUGGAAGGACGAGGCGUUCGCCCUGUGGAUCGAGCAGUGGGCCAAACUCUAUGAGGACGAGUCACCUUCCCGGAUGAUCAUCAAGUACAUCCACGAUAACUACUUCCUGGUCAACCUGGUGGACAAUGACUUCCCCCUGGAGAACUGUCUGUGGCAGGUCAUCGACGACAUGUUUGAGCUGCUCGACGCCCCUCCAGAGCCGCCGAGUGACGGAGCCGUCUCCGAAUAAAAUCAUCUGGAACUUUUUAUAACCACACUGAAGAAGUGUCUAUGCAUUGUCUACAGAAAGCUGCUAACUUUCAACAGAGAUAACAGUAUUUUUAAAGACUUUUUUUUAUAAAUGUUUGUGAGUGAAUGGAAGAUGAACUGCACUGUCUCACUGGAACAGAAAUCCACUUGACAUCCUGUAGCACUCCUCCCUGAUUCUUGACCCUGGCUGUUGAGCUGUGUUAAGAAUGUCAUAACGGAUAAAUCAACAAAGACAAAAGAAAAAAACACCACAAAAUGAAUAUAUUAAAAGUUUUUAUUUUCAUGAAACAAAAUCCUUUAAAGGCUUUAUAUGUGAUUUUUCACACUUAAAUGUAAUAGAAAUCAAGUAUAUCCUCUGAAAAUAACUCUGUGAGUAAUGACUGUCUACAAUGGGUGUAACACCCGAGUCCCACUGUCUGUGAUGUUUUCAGAGUUUUCAGAGUCCUAUCUUCAGUUUG
Molecule: messenger RNA, 2596 nt
Organism: Labrus mixtus (cuckoo wrasse)
Lineage: Eukaryota; Metazoa; Chordata; Actinopteri; Labriformes; Labridae
Gene: mthfr
Product: methylenetetrahydrofolate reductase (NAD(P)H)
Exons: 12
Coding region: 133-2118 (661 amino acids)
Biological process (GO): tetrahydrofolate interconversion
Cellular component (GO): cytosol
Molecular function (GO): FAD binding; methylenetetrahydrofolate reductase [NAD(P)H] activity
Source: RefSeq, a predicted model, not a curated record